This is a messenger RNA of Pygocentrus nattereri (red-bellied piranha), 4049 nucleotides long. RefSeq names its product platelet-activating factor acetylhydrolase 1b, catalytic subunit 2 (gene pafah1b2). Lineage: Eukaryota; Metazoa; Chordata; Actinopteri; Characiformes; Serrasalmidae. The transcript has 6 exons. The record is from RefSeq and is a predicted model, not a curated record. The coding region runs from base 512 to 1198 and encodes 228 amino acids.
UUAUAACGCAGAACCGAAGCCCCCGAAAUGACCGCAGGGCUGUGUGCAGUGAACAUGCAGGCCGACUUGAGCACGUCUAAAGCCCCUAAAGUCUGUCAGGGCUUAGAUUCACUAAAGUAGUCUGUCCAGCCCGAGCGCUGCGUCGUAACCCGAGCUGUCCGUGAAAAAUGAUCUCGGGGAAAACCGCUGAUUUAUUUCAUUCGUUUUAUUACGUAAAGUGUCCCGGUUCGUGAUCUGCGUUAACCUAAAGAGGGCGGGACUGGGCUUUAACGGGAAGCGCGUGACGAGAGCAGCGGACGGAAGUGCGCUCCAUAGAGGAAAACGGGAGGCAGACACGGUCGGACGCGGUGAGGGAGACGAUAACCGUGAUUCACGCAGAGCGGGCGAAAUAUCGCUUUAAGCGAAGGGUCUCUGGGUGUGGAGGAGGUCAUCGACCCGCUUCGUCUUUCCGGGGCCGGACGGGAGUGCACGGCGGAGCAUCCAGCAGCAUCCUCGGAGCCUUUAGCAGAGGAUGAGUGAAGAGGAGAACCCUGCCGCUGAGCCUUUACCAGUGCAGGACGUCCAGGGUGAUGGGCGCUGGAUGUCACAGCAUAAUCGCUUCGUGCAGGAGUGUAAGGAUGCAGAACCUGAUGUCUUGUUUGUAGGUGACUCUAUGGUGCAGCUGAUGCAGCAGUAUGAGGUGUGGCGGGAGCUGUAUUCACCUCUUCAUGCACUGAACUUCGGGAUUGGAGGAGACACCACGUGUAACCUUCUGUGGAGACUGCAGAACGGAGAACUGGAGAACAUCAGACCACGUGUGGUGGUGCUGUGGGUUGGAACCAAUAAUCAUGAGCACACAGCGGAGCAGGUUGCAGGGGGAAUUGUGGCCAUCGUCCAGCUGCUCCACUCGCGCCUGCCCAAGGCCAAAAUUGUCGUUCUGGGCCUCCUGCCAAGGGGGGAGUUCCCGAACCCCCUGAGGGAGAAAAAUUCAGCGGUGAAUAAUUAUCUCCGGGCCUCUCUCCCUCGCCUGGGACCCGUGCAGUUCCUGGACGUGGGCGGCGGCUUCGUCCACUCGGACGGCACAAUUUCCUGUCGGGAUAUGUUUGACUUCCUGCACCUGACGGCCAGCGGUUACGGCGUCAUAGCCACUCCCCUUCAUGAGCUGCUUCUUCAGCUAUUGGAGGAAACGCCUCAGGAGAGGCGGGCCUCCCUCGUCUGAAAGGAAUCGAUUGGAUGAGGCAUCUAUCAGUCUUUGGAGGGGCGGAGCAAAAACGAGUCACUUUCUUAAGGGGAAACUACCAUAAUACCAUCACAUACUGUAUGAGUAGUGGAGAGAGAGAGGGAGAGAGAGAGAGAGAGAGAGAGAAAGAUCAGUUAGAUCUAUAAACAAUUUCAAGAGAGAGAGAAAUGAAUAAAUCAUUAACCCAAGUGAAGAGUCUGACGGUUCUGAGUGGCAUUUCAGGAGUUCUUGGUUUAGGCAUCUUGUUGAAAAACAAGUUCAAAGUGUUCACACUGCACCAUCAAAAGUUUGGGGACACCCUCAUUUUCGACAUGUUUUUAAUGCAAACAAGUGCGUUUUCUUUGUGUGUUUGUAAUAACAGCAUAUUACAGCUUAAGUGCGGUGGCGUAACAGCUGGGGGGCAGGCGAACGGGGCAGUCACAUCUGGACCCAUGGCAAAGGGGGGCCUUUUAGGCACCUUAUGUGGACACGGACACAAUCGUACGCCUACAGCUCGCAGAAAGAACCAAUUUUUCAACAAAUCUCACCAGUUAGCUUCCAUCAACACUACAAAGACAGAACCGAUGCCUGUUUACUCCCCUCAUACCUCCUUCACAACCUGCACCUUCACAAAUACAUUUAUGAUUAAAUAUUCUUUGUAAUAUUUAUGUCUUAUAUAGGUAGUUUAUUGUUAACUUUCGAUUAACAGUAAAUGCGAAUGGGUGGCCUUUUGCAAACUGACAAAGAAAACCUGCUUAUUUGUAGGACGUCCUGCAGAUGAAAUAAAUUAAAAAUGAUAUAAAUUAAAAUAAUCUGUGGCCACAACUUAGUAAGGCAUGGGGACAAGAUCCUAAUGUAUGGGCACAACUUGGUAAGGCGUGGGAAUGAAAUGAUUAAGCUUUGACCACAGCUUAAUAAAGCAUGAUCUUGUUCCCAUGCCUUACUAACUUGUGGCCACGAAUUAAUUAUCUCAUUCCCAUGCCUUACUAACUCCCAUGCUUUAGGAUCUUGUUCCCAUGUGUUAACACAGUGUGGACACUCAAUAUUUUUAUUCAUACUAAAUGUCACCAACAGAGCCGUAUAUUUGCAUUUUGGUCAUAAACAUUUGCAUUCAGAACACUGAGAAAAAGGGAUUCAUUGGUGGCGCAUGUUUGUGUGUAUUUGUGAGGACCUGAGUGUGUAAACGUCCUCAGAAAAAUGUGAAGGAAAAAAAAAGUGAAUUCCUUUUCGCUGUUUCACACAAAUUUGUCUGCACUGAUGUAUAUUUAUGAAUUUGCUUUUCCACCCUUGAGUUGAUCUCUAGGGUCUGUUUAUUCCUGUUAAAUGGUUUAAUUUAUUUAUUUUAUAGGUCCUCAAAAGCAGCACUGAACAGUCGCCAUUACUGAUUACUCACACACAUUAGCUGACCGAGGCUUGAGCGUAGCACUGAUACUGCCAGCUUCUCUGUGCCUUCACUCACGAAGAGAUUGUUGAUAUUCGCACACUUACACUUUUCCAAGUAGAUCAAAUCUGAUGGGUUUGGUAGGUUUGAGUGUUGGAAUCUCUAGUAAUGAUUCUUUAGUGUUUCUCUCUGACCUAAACCUGUUUACUCUCUCUCUCUCUCCGAACAAUAGUUACAGUCUCUCUGAUUCUCUCUCGCUCGCUCUCCCCAUCACUCACCAUUUUUAUUGUUUACUGUGUACAGUGGUUUCUCUGUUCCAGCUGACCUUUGAUCUGUGUUUGAAACGGCUUAGCAUUGGGACGCUCCACACCAUCGGCUAAGGUCACAAUGUGUGCGUGUGAGAGACCGUCUAAUGUAAGACCAUGCUGUCUUAAAACUGUGUAUUCACAUAACUGAGUGUGGGUGGGCAAAAAAAAACUUGUUUACACCUGGUCGUUUUAUGUGAAACGGACGUACCGCGGCACUUCUAUGAAGAAAGAAAUGUUUAUCAAGCCAAGUAGCUUUUCACUGCCGGGCUCAACGGGGAAUCUUUGCGAGACUUUUCCAGGCGACAGUAUCUGUUGUAACUCCACGUUUGGUCCAAAUAGGUUUCCCGCUUCUCUGGAUCGUUUCUUCUCUCAGCUGUGUUUAUUUCUGAGAAUAAAGGAGAUUGUGCCAGCUGGCGUGCUGUCCGCAGCUGUAGGAAAAUGAUUCCGAAGUUUAGCACAAUCUCUGGUGUAAAGCACUUUUGAGAGGCCUAAAAACCUUCAUUACUCCACCAUCGAUAUGAGUUCUGGUGGAGUUUUUGUUUUAAGAUCGUUUCUGCACACUAUUCAGUAGCUUGGACCUGCUCUGAGUGGUCUUUUCCAUGAUUUAAAAAAAAAAAAAGGUCAAAUUAGCCACAUAAAAUAAGCUGUGUCAAUAAGAAGCUGCAAUUGAGGCCAUCACAGCAACAUGAAGCACACAAGCAGCUGGGCUUCAGCCUGAUUUAUUAACACCCUGUUGCCACCUACUGGCUGUAUUUUGUAGCAAGCAAGCUUAAAACAAUGGUUAAUCUACUAACAAUCAUUUGCCGUCUGUAAAAUGCUGUUUGGUCCAGCUCUACUAUCCAUAUAAAAUCCUGAUAUUCGAGAAACAUGAAACAUCGAGGUGUAAACAGGUCUGAAUGAGUCUGAAUGAGAGUGUGUGUAGGCGUGUCUGAACAUGCCUGAGUGUGUGAGGAAACGCCGUGUCUGUAUAUAUUAAUAGUCUGUGUAAAAGCUUGUGUAGCUGGUGAUGUGAUAAAUGAAGCUGCUCGUGUUUGGGUUUUAGUUGAUGCGCGUGGCCAUAUGUCUGUGCUCACUUUAGCCACUGAGCUUGCACUGUUUAGUUUAGCUGCACUGCCACACAGUGAAGAGACAUUCCAUUAAAGAUGCAGGGAUGGUACCUCAA